AUGGGUCACGUAUGUUUGGAAGGUCUCUGCUGCGCUCUGCCUCGGUGUCCAAAUGGCAUAAUAUCUUUGGGGAUUUGCACAAGAACAGCUGACUGUGGACGCGUAGGUGUUGAAUGCACUUCUGGGGCAUGUUGUCCUCUACCAACCUGCCCAAAUAACCAAGUCGCCAUACAAAGAUGCUCGAGAGGCUGCGCCAAUUGCUGCCCCUUGGGGCAUUCUUGUGUGAACGGCGGCUGCUGUCCUUUACCACAGUGUCCAACAGGCAACACUGCGCUAACUUUCUGUAGUCCUCGUUCGUGCUCAACUGGGAGUGAAUGUGUGAAUGGAGGUUGUUGCCCUUUGCCCCGCUGUCCGUCCGGACUUCAAGCUUUGCAGCGGUGCCAAAUGGGCAUGGGAUGUGCGCCGGGACACCAAUGUGAGAAUGGUGUGUGCUGUGCUAUGCCGAUGUGUUCAACGGGUGUGGUUGCCGCAUCGGUAUGCGGUGCUGGCAACAGCUGUCCUAUAGGUUUCGUCUGUGAAGGAAGAGGAUGCUGCCAGGAGCCGCCUCCAAUCUGCCCCAAUGGCGGUCGAGCAUUUCAAAGAUGCAGCCGAGGAACAGAGUGCCCUCCUGGUUUUGGAUGCACACCUCUUGGAGGAUGUUGCCUGCUAUCUAUGGAACCAGUAUGUCCACCGCAAAGUCAUCCUAUAUGUCAGUGCUCACCGAACAGGGCUUGCCCUAUGGGUGCAACGUGCACCAUGGGAACGUGCUGUGCCGCAGCUUCCGCCUUGGCUCAAUUUAGUCAAAUUCCUGGAUCCAAAUGCCAAGCAUCAAGUCAAUGCAAUGGCUAUAUGAACUCAUGCGCUCAGUGCACACAGGGAAUUUGUGCCUGUGUGAACGGAGCUGCGUCGAAUGGAGCCAGUUGCCUCCAAAUGCCCGCGAAAACGUUGAUCCUUGCUCGGAAUGGAUGUGAUCAGUACGGAUCGCCUUGCAACGUAUACUUGUCAUCAGCUCGCCGGAAACCAAUAAUCGCGCCUGUCGGGAAUAUCACGGAAACUCCUCUCUUUUUCAAUGUCGCCAAGGAACGACAUUGUGUAUCCAACUCCACCAUCCCAGACUUUGAUCCCGAUAGCACCUGCCUUCCUAAUGAGAAAUGCAUCGAUGGAAUAUGCCGCAUGAAACUAUGGCCGGGCGAGUAUGGUUGUAUCAGCGAUGAAGAAUGUUCCUCGCGUUGUGUAAAUACGUAUUGUGAGAGGAAGAGGAGCGACAAAAACGUUGCUCAAUGUCAGUGCCGCGAUGGCUUGCUCCUCUUUGGGCGGUGCUUCUCUCAGUGCCCGCAUGGUUUUCAUGAAUCGGGCGCUUACUGCAUGUAUGACAAUGAAGAUCUGUUCUGGGCAGAUGGUGACGCCCAAGAUCACAUCAAAGCUCUCUUGAAUGCUUCUCCAUGCUGA
This is a messenger RNA of Cylicocyclus nassatus, 1428 nucleotides long. Lineage: Eukaryota; Metazoa; Nematoda; Chromadorea; Rhabditida; Strongylidae. The record is from the annotation of a GenBank genome assembly.